Molecule: messenger RNA, 3519 nt
Organism: Trichoplusia ni (cabbage looper)
Lineage: Eukaryota; Metazoa; Arthropoda; Insecta; Lepidoptera; Noctuidae
Gene: Nemp
Product: nuclear envelope integral membrane protein 1
Exons: 8
Coding region: 305-1564 (419 amino acids)
Cellular component (GO): nuclear envelope
Source: RefSeq, a predicted model, not a curated record
AAACGGUGACAUAAUACAAAUGUCACGGUGUUUUGUGUAAAUUGUGUUUACAAAUCGUUGAUCUUGAUUCGUUCGUUGUUGCAAAUGGUAUCGAAAGCGAUUUGAAUAGUGAAUGUUACUUGUCUCCUUGCGUUAUUAUUAGAUGUAAAUUGUCGAUCUGUAUUUAACUUGUUACUAUAAUAAUCGGACACUAUUCAGUGCUAAAAAUAAAGGAUGUUAAGUGUUGGUCAGAAGCCAAACUAUUCAAGAAUGUCGAUGUUUUUAUAAUUUCCAUGUGAUUUCUGUAAUUGUUAAUAAACCAAACAUGGGCGGCUAUGAACGCUAUUUGUUUUUGUUGUUAUUGUUUGCUGUGGUAUUAAGAGAAACUCAAACGUUGAAGUACGAUGUACAUUGGCUCAGUGGACCUACCACAAUAGAAAGGGAUAUGCCAUCUCUGAAGAGCAAUCCAGACAUAUAUUGCUACAGUGGAACAUCAAAGAACUUGUUUGCUCUAUGGCAAACUGUUAAACUGAACAUCAAAAUAAAAAAUGACCAGUUCCGCCAAUACAUUGGGGAGAGCCCUGCGCAGGUGUACCAAGAGUACACGGAAGAUAGCUACGGCUGGUCUGUUGUUAAUCCCUUUCAGAAGAGGACACAGAAGUCUGUGUCUGUCAGUCUCUUCACACCAACGUGUAUGGCAAUUAACACGAAAGAGAGCCACAUUAUUGAGUUACAAGUUAUACGAGUGGACAUCUGGCGCAUCCUGUGCAUGUUCUUGGGCGUGGUGCUGGUAUUCUCUUCUCGCGCGCUCUGUGGCAACCCGGUGUUCUUCUACCUGUGCGGAAUCUUCAUCGGCGUGUCUGCAUCCUUCAUGGUCAUCGUGUAUUACUUCAGCAAGUUCCUGCCUAAGAGGGCACUUACCUACGGCGUCCUGAUUGGCGGCUGGACGGUCGGCGUGUACCUGUUCCACCAAAUGUGGGAGAACAUCCGAACCCUCCUCAUAUCCUACCAGACGUACAUGUUCUGGUACACCAUGCUGGUCGGCUUCGUCAGCUUCAUCAUCUGCUACAGAAUAGGGCCGCCGCAAAACGAGCGCAGCAAGAAUAUUGUUAAGUGGACUUUAGAGGGUAUAGGCAUCCAGAUGAUAUUCUUCAGCAGCGAGUAUCAAGAGGCGGCCGCUGCGGUCAUAGUGAUCUCACUCGUCGUCAAGUACUUCCCCCAGUCGUUACUCAACAGGAUACUUGGUUACUGGCGUCGCAAGUUCCCGCCGAAGCCAAGACUCCUGAGCAGUGAGGAGUACUACGAGGAGGGCGCGCGCGAGACCAAGAUGGCGCUCGAGAACUUGAGGAAGUACUGCUCCAGCCCGGACUGCGCGCAGUGGAAGAUCAUGCUCAAACUUAACGAUUCCAAGAGAUUCGCAAGUUUCGUCGAAGGCAACUCUCAUCUGAGUGACGACGAGGUAUUAGACUACGAAGCUUAUGCGUUCUCCUUAGACCGAACCAGGAAACCAGACCCCACAGCCAACUCGACGCGGAAUAUGGAGAUAUCUGACGAUGAUGACGACACCGACUAUGAUGAUGAUUGAAUUUGUUCCUUUAGUGGUAAAGAAUAGAGUUUAGUUUUAAUCACACCCCUUAUUCUUCUUGCCAUUUUCUUAACUUUUUUUGUUUAGGAUAUCUGGAUAAUUUAUUCUAAUGAAUGCCAGGUAAGUUUAACGAAAGCUUGUGCAAACUUAUUUUGGCUAUUAUUAUUUCUGCCCGCCUGCUUGGAAAAGCAUGAAUCUCGCUUAGCAUAAUAAUGACAGUCGCACUGUGAUUCGUGCAAACGUGAAAUAAAUCGGGCAAUUUUAUUCUCAGCCAGCAAACCACAAAAGUAAGCAUUAUAAUGGCGCUUAGUACGAAUUUUCAUUUAUUUUAAACAAGUUUUUAUAGUAUCAAAGUAUUCUUUAGCACGUCUACGUGAAAACGAGACGUCGCCUUUCCUAUAAUGCGCCAUCUUGCUUCAACACAUAAAUUUCUGUUUUUGGUACACCUGGCAGCAGUUCUAAGAUUUAAAAAUAAUUUGAUAUUACGUAUAGAACUAAUAAAUACUUAAAAUAAUAAACAUACACUAAUGAAUAAGGGGGUUUUAUAUAAUAUGAGAAUGAUCUCUAUUUUGUAUGUCUUUUCUGUAUGUUAGAUUUUUUAUAAGUAGGUGGAACAUUAAUGUUUAAUUACUCUUUUCAGUUUGAAUAUCUUUUGGUCUAGUACGAGUCCUUUUCUGCGCUAUAUCAAAAUUUCUAGCCGAUUUAUGAACCAUUUAAGUAUAUGAAAAUAUAUUUUUAUAACUUAAGAUUGGUUUUGAAAAAUUUCUUUGUGUUUAAAAUUAAUUUAGUAACGUAAAUGUUUCUACUUUUGUGUAAAGUUCUGAAACCUUUUUUCUUAUUUUUGUAAUUUUCGCGAAUAAAGGGUAAGUUAAGAUUUUUUUGCUUCUUAACAAUUUACUUAUGAAUAUUGUGUCAAAUGUUUUUUGGAUUAUAAUUAAUUAUCAUCUAGUCGGUAUACGGUCGUGCUAAAAUAUUUUUUAUGGCAACAUUUAUGUUUUGAAUGAUGUACAUAGACUGUUCAUAUUUACCACUGACACCUCUAAGACGCUGGCCCAGGAACACACUCGUGGUGCUAGAAAUCGGCAUAAAUUAUUAAAAAAGUAGUUGUUGUUGACAUGUAGAAGGAAUAUUGGAUAAUCUUUACAUAUCAUUAAAACAAUAUUUAACAAAUUGUGUCUGUACAUUAAAAAAAUAGGGGCGUCUAAAAACAGCUAUAGAGCACGAACUAAAAAAAAUAUGUCUGUUUGUACACGCUAAGCUUCGGAUAUUAUUAGAUACGACCAUACGACAAAAAAAAUGGUCAAGAUACCGAUGUUACGUGUAACGUCACUCUCUCGUUCAUUCUCACUUGUUUAAAUCAGUAGCCCCGUAGUGUGCUAUUCGCUUAUUAUGUAACUACAAAGUAGAUUUAUACUUUUUUAACCAGGUAUCAAAGACGUCAGUGGUAUUUAUGAAGUCUAUCUCGUAGCUAAUUAUGAACUUGAUUAAGGCUAAGAAAGAUUGCAGUGCCACCAGAUUCCAGAUUGGCUCUUGAAAAUCAGAACUUAGCCUUAAAUGAAUUUAUAAUUCGUUAAUUAGUGCCAGAAGUUCUUAAAGUAUGUUUUGAGGAAUAUUUUUUGUAAUACUUUUCUUUCUUGAUUUAUAUUAUAAUAUGUAUGCUUUACUUAUUAGGUUCAAUCAUCUUCAUAGUUUGGUGUUACUAUUUUCCUUAGUUUAAAAUUCAUAAUUAACAAUUGGAUACGUCAUAAAAACCAAUUUAGAAUGAAAACUUUUUGUAAAAUAAAGGUCUCCGUCCAACUUUUUCGUCAUUACGUCAACCUUUGACGUCAUGACGUAAAACUGUCCUACAGCUGGGCUAAGGCCUCUUCCUAUUUCAAAAGGGAUGGUGCAUAGAGAAAGUACCAUUUGUUUCCAACCUAAUAUCUGUCUUUUUAAAAAUUAUAAUCUCAUUAUUA